GUAUAUGAAUCUCCUAAAUAUCUCCCAAGUAGAAGAAGUAGCAUAUAUUUUUCUCUCUCCUCCUCUCCGCCUCCUUCUUCUUCUCUCUUUCUCUCUCCACAGCUUCGCCAGAAACACAUACGCUCACUUCUUUCGAUCCGUCUCGGCCUUGUUUAUGAGCUCGAAGGAGAGACCCACUCUAGGUGGUACGCGGAUCAAGACCCGCAAACGGAAUAUUGCAGCUCCUCUGGACCCUGCAGCAUUUUCAGAUGCAGUGGUCCAGAUUUAUUUGGAUAAUGCUGGUGAUCUGGAACUUAUCGCAAAGAGCAUUGAAUCGUCGGAACUUGACUUCUCAAGAUACGGUGACACUUUUUUUGAGGUACUCUUCACUGGGGGCCGCACACAACCUGGAACAACUAAACCUGAUGAGGGGGAGCGCCACUCUUUCUCUGUAAUUCAUUGUGAACCUAAACGUGAAGAUAUUUUGCCAUCUGUAUUUUUCAUACAGAAGAUUUUACGCCGAAGGCCUUUUCUUAUAAAGUAUCUCGAAAAUGUCAUGCGAAGAUUCUUACAGUCUUUGGAGCUAUUUGAAGACAAUGAAAGGAAAAAAUUGGCAAUUUUCACUGCUCUUGCAUUCUCCCAGAAGCUGUCCGGUCUGCCACCAGAAACAGUGCUCCAGCCCCUCCUCAAGGACAAUCUUGUGGCAAAGGGGCUAGUUCUUACAUUUUUAACAGACUUCUUUAAGGAGUAUCUUGUUGAGAACAGCCUGGAUGACUUGAUUGCACUCUUGAAGCGUGGGAAAGUUGAGGACAGACUGCUUGAUUUUUUCCCGUCUUCUAAGAGAUCCCCUGAGGCUUUUUCUGAGCAUUUCACCAAGGAAGGUCUUGUUCCAUUGGUCCAGUACAAUGAGAAAAGGAUGUUUGAGGUGAAGCUGGCAGAAAUGAAGUCUGCAUUAACAACUCAGGUAGCAGAAGAAGCUGAUGUAGAAGAAGUGAUUGAAACCGUGAAACUUCACGUGAAAGAUGCUAGGCUCCCUGAUAUUGAGGUUGUUCGCCUGCUGUGGGAUGUUAUCAUGGAUGCUGUACAGUGGUCUGGGAAAAACCAGCAGCAGAAUGCUAAUUCUGCAUUGCGCCAGGUCAAAACCUGGGCAAAGCUUUUAAAUACCUACUGUACCAGUGGGAAGCUUGAAUUAGAGCUCAUAUACAAAGUUCAGAUCCAAUGCUAUGAGGAUGCGAAAUUGAUGAAAUUGUUCCCUGAAAUAGUAAGGUCCCUUUAUGACUUAGAUGUGCUCGCGGAAGACACUAUCCUUCACUGGUUCCGUAAAGGAACAAAUCCCAAGGGCAGGCAAACUUUCGUGAAGUCGCUUGAGCCCUUUGUGAAAUGGCUGGAAGAGGCAGAGGAGGAGGAAUGAAGAACUCAGUGGUUGUUACUGCAGGAGUUCCCCUACCUUUCCUUCAAGUACCCUUUGUCUUCUCUAAGCUUUGAGUGUUUGCUAACGACCGCGAAUAAUAUUUGUUAUGUUUCUGAAUUGUGAUAAUACGAUUUAUGUAUUUGCGAUCGUCUUUUCUUUUUUCCUCAUCUUUCUUCAGUUUGUUAUUCCCCAUUGAUGAUUUGAUCUUGUUCUGUAUCAUGAAAUGGUUUUAUUAGAUGCCAUCGGAACAACCUUAUGAAAUUAUCGGGCAUGUUUGUUUUC
This is a messenger RNA of Beta vulgaris subsp. vulgaris (sugar beet), 1672 nucleotides long. RefSeq lists its product as uncharacterized. Gene Ontology annotation, molecular function: protein binding. The transcript is spliced from 8 exons. Gene Ontology annotation, cellular component: cytoplasm; membrane. The coding region runs from base 5 to 1390 and encodes 461 amino acids. NCBI's taxonomy places the organism in Eukaryota, Viridiplantae, Streptophyta, Magnoliopsida, Caryophyllales, Amaranthaceae. The record is from RefSeq and is a predicted model, not a curated record.